AUGAAUGAAGAUAGUAAAGUACCAUUAAUCUUAGGAAGACCUUUUCUUCAUACGACUGAUGCCAUCAUUCGUGUAAAAGAUAAAGAAUUAACCUUAGGAGUUGGUGAUCAAAGAAUGGCCUUUACUAUAGAUAAAGCAAUGAAACAUCCAUACUCAACUGAUGAUACUUGUUUUAGUAUUGAUAUUAUUGAUGAGGAUGUAGAUGAGUAUUUGCAGGAAUUGCUAGACAUAGCUGACAAUAUCUGGGGAACAUUUGAAGAUGGAAAAAAUGGAGAAUACACUCCAGAAGAAAGUGAACAGAUAAUGGAGUUAAGCACAGACGAGAAACCACCAGAGGAUGAAUCAUUUGAAGAAAUUAAGCAAGGAGAACAUCUAAGAAUCAAAACAUCAGUAGAAGAACCACCCACGGAUCUAGAACUCAAACCACUUCCAAACAAUUUGGAAUAUGCGUUUCUUCAAGGGGAGUCUCUCUUACCUGUUGUUAUUUCCUCUUUACUUUCUAAGGAUGAGAAAACAAAACUUUUAACGGUUUUGAAAAACCAUAAGAGUGCAUUUGCUUGGCGUAUAUCUAACAUACCAGGAAUUAGCCCUUCAUUUUGUAAACAUAAAAUUAAUUUUCUUGAUGAUGUAAAACCUGUUGUUCAAAGACAAAGAAGGCUAAAUCCUAAUAUGAAAGAUGUAGUCAAAAAGGAGAUAAUUAAACUACUUGAUGCUGGAAUCAUAUUUCCUAUCUCCGAUAGCCCUUGGGUAAGCCUUAUCCAUUGUGUACCAAAGAAAGGUGGUAUGACUGUAAUCACAAAUGACCGUAAUGAACUAGUUCCCACACGAACUAUUACUGGGUGGAGAGUUUGUAUUGACUAUAGAAAGCUGAAUGAUUCCACCAGAAAAGACCAUUUUCCAUUACCUUUUAUUGACCAAAUGCUUGAAAGAUUAGCCGGAAAUGAGUACUUUUGUUUUCUUGACGGAUUUUCGUGA
This is a messenger RNA of Erigeron canadensis, 975 nucleotides long. RefSeq lists its product as uncharacterized. Bases 1 to 975 code for a protein of 324 amino acids. NCBI's taxonomy places the organism in Eukaryota, Viridiplantae, Streptophyta, Magnoliopsida, Asterales, Asteraceae. The record is from RefSeq and is a predicted model, not a curated record. The transcript has a single exon.